Formica exsecta is the source of this 4073-nucleotide messenger RNA. It is a transcript of the gene Np, whose product is annotated as serine proteinase stubble. The coding region runs from base 473 to 3511 and encodes 1012 amino acids. Gene Ontology annotation, biological process: proteolysis. The transcript is spliced from 10 exons. Gene Ontology annotation, molecular function: serine-type endopeptidase activity. The record is from RefSeq and is a predicted model, not a curated record. Lineage: Eukaryota; Metazoa; Arthropoda; Insecta; Hymenoptera; Formicidae.
UUCCGGUGGCGAAUUGAAAAGAGGCAGUCUGUGCGAGUCGCGCUGCUAAAAAUGAACGUUAAAGCGUAGCACCUUGCCGUAAUCAAAUGCAAUCACAUAGUGCAAUUACGUCCAGUCGGACAGACAGUCAGUUUUUUUUCACCUUGCUUAUUCUUCGUGAGAAUGUUCUCAGACUUAUUCUCGUUAUGCUGCGAAAAUGUCACAGUCGACAGUGUCUGAAUUUUAUUUAUUUAAAGCUUAGCACAAAUCUUGGGUCAAAAUAAAGGGCCACGUUGUGUGCGUGUGACAAGGAAUUGUAAUCUUAUAAAAAUUUAUUUUUCGUCGUUAUUCAUUGUUAUAUGCGUUUAUUUUUCAUGAAAAAGCGACGAUAAGACGAUACGAAUAAGAAAACAAAAAUAAGUGUUUAAAAAAAAAAAAAUUAGUAUUAAAAUCAAUAUUAUAAUUUCUUCUGACUUUUUCGUCUGUGUUUCAGAUGUGCGUCCGGCGAAAACAGGCUUGGUCCGCCGUUUUCAUCAGCAACGUGUUGAUCCACACCGUUGUUAUCGCCAGUCCGAUCUAUGUUCCUCAAUUUCUACCGGGAAGCACGGGCAGAAACAUCAGGCACUUGCCCUGCGUGUCACGCAGGAGCGGUGAGACCGGCGUAUGCAUGUUUGCGUUUACCUGCGCGAAGGCUAAUGGCACGCAUCUGGGCACUUGCAUCGAUCGUUUCUACUUCGGUAGCUGCUGCAAGAUUGACGACGAGCCGGACAUCUUCCCGCAGGACAACAGCAUCGACGAUGGGCCGCCGCCGCCGCUGCCGCCAAGGCCAUUCAUCACGACCCGCAAGCCCAUCCCGAGCAGCAGCAUACCGGAGUACUUUGCGAGACCGAAGCCGACAGAUGAGAGGAAACCAGCAGAGGCUCCUCAAACCACGACAACGCCUGUAAUCUCGAGCACGCAAAGCACGCAAAGCACGCAAGCUUUAGCGAGUACAUCGAGAAACACGACAAAGUUGGCGACGAAGAAGCCAACAAUCACGACGGUCGAAAUGACUACGCAGACUACUCGUCUCACUACCUUCCAAACUGUGCAAAGCGCCGCUGGGUCCAGCACGGAAGCUGCGUUGUUGAAGAGCACCGCCAGUACCGUGACUAGACCGGCAAGUACAUCCCCAAGUACGACGAGGCAGCCUACGAAACCGCACACUUCGGCUUCCACUUUGCGACCUAGCAGCGAAGACGUGACAAAACCGGCGAUCACUACGACGGUGUCGAAAGCGACCACGAAGAAACCCGCUCUCUCUACGAUAACCGUGCAGAGACCGACAGUGCAAACUUCUCAGAAGCCGCUAGCUUCGACCACUCGCAGGCCGAUCCUUCAAUCAACUACGACGAAGAACAUUCUCACGACUACGCAGCAAGUGGCACCCUCGACCAGAUUCCCGCCGAGGAACACGACGUCGCCCAAACCGUUGAGUCAGACAACUAUCAAAAAGCCUAUUAGUACUGUCACCAGCACCAAGAGACCUGCCACCACCAUUAACACCGUGAUAACGAAACGCCCGGUGACAAUCACAAAAAAACCUACUAUUCCGACAAAAAUACCGAGUCCUUCGAGUCCUUCGAGUCCUUCGAAUCCUUCGAGUCCUUCGAAGCCUCCCGCAAACUCUAGCCUUGGUACUACUCUACCAGUGACGAGCAGGCCGCUCUCGACCUCCGGCUCGUUCAGCAAUAUCGGAUCGUCCACGAAUGUCACGGAGAGUACUUUAGCCUCCACUGGAACCAGACCGUCGACUAUCGCAAUAUCAACAGCUACAAGCGCGAGUAGUCAAAAGAUUUCCGCUACGACGAAGAGCCCGGAUCAGACAGUGACUACCGCGAGAACAACGACUCUGAGGACGACGCCGAAGACGACAACGUCAACGAAAACGUCGACAAUCAGAUCAACCACUGUCAGACCUACGACAAUAACUAAAACAACGACCGAUGGCAAAACGACGACGUUUAGACCGUCGCUGUCUACUACAACAAGGCCGAAACCUACUAGGAUUGCCAGCACGACAACCAAGACCACUAAACCCGAACACGAAAACAGUACCGUGACGACUACAGAGAGAACGAAGCCGUUGUUGUCGUCGACCGUCGGAUUGACGGUCGGUGCUACAAGACCCAAACCCACCACAACAAAACCAGUAACUAAACCUUUGACAAAGAUUCCGGUAAACACAUCAUCCAGCAUCAUAGAAGUUACCACGAGCAUUUCGAGUUCCAUAUCCACGUUUACCGUUAGGAACGAAAGCACCUCGACCUACGUGCCUCCCACCAAGGGUCAGAAUGUUAAUCACACCCUCGAGGAAAUCCCGUUGACUACCUAUUCCCCGGGCUUGGUGACAUGGAGUUCGAACUCUGACGAAGUCACCGCAAAGACGCCCGACACGUCCUCGUCAACGUCGACAGAGGCUACAACAUCAGAGCAAGCGGAAACUGAUUGGUCGCCGAUAACGACUCCGGACAGCUGGAUAAUGAUUCAAUCGCCUUCCACCGAAAAUUUACCGCAGACUCAAGAGUCGACGACCGAACCGGUUGCGGAAUCCACUGUACAGUCUUGGACUUCUGCCAAACCAAUAACGGAGAGCACUAUCAAUCCCGAUAUCACAACAAAACCGAUGAUGACCACUUUGCCGUCAACGAUCACCGGUAUUACGAUCGACACGGAACUUCCGGUACCGAUGGAGACUCUCAAUAUGUCAGACUACAAACAAGUGUGCGGACGACGGCUGUUUCCGGAGCCCAGAAUUGUCGGUGGUGAUCGAAGCUCUUUCGGAAAAUGGCCCUGGCAGAUCUCGUUACGUCAAUGGCGAUCGCAGACGUAUCUGCACAAAUGCGGCGCGGCAUUAUUGAACGAGAACUGGGCUAUUACCGCGGCGCACUGCGUCGAAAGUGUACCACCCAGCGAUCUAUUGUUAAGGAUCGGCGAGCACGACUUGGCGAACGAAGACGAGCCAUACGGAUAUCAGGAAAGAAGAGUGCAAAUUGUAGCGAGUCACCCGCAGUUCGACGCGCGGACCUUCGAGUACGAUCUCGCCCUUCUGAGAUUCUACGAGCCCCUUCUACCCUUCCAGCCGAACGUCUUGCCGAUCUGCUUGCCCGAUGACGAUGAAAGUUACGUUGGUCGCACCGCCUAUGUUACUGGCUGGGGCAGACUUUACGACGAGGGACCACUGCCGUCCGUAUUGCAGCAAGUUGCAGUACCAGUCAUUAAUAACACCGUAUGCGAAGCGAUGUAUAGAAACGCGGGUUACAUCGAGCACAUUCCGCACAUUUUUAUCUGUGCCGGUUGGAGAAACGGUGGAUUUGACUCCUGCGAGGGCGACAGUGGUGGUCCGAUGGUUAUUCAAAGGGCGCGAGACAAGCGGUGGAUCUUAGCCGGAAUCAUCAGCUGGGGAAUCGGUUGCGCCGCGCCUAAUCAGCCCGGUGUUUAUACGCGCAUCUCGGAAUUUCGCGAAUGGAUCAAUCAGAUUCUACAGUUCUGAACCCGUCGGCGAAGCUCGAAAUUCGCGCUCUCGUACCGCGCCGACUCCUUCGGACAUCCGAGACGACCGCCAAGCGGACAAACGGCACCAUCUGGUGCCGGAGCUGUGAGCCAAGUGCAAUUUAGUGCAAAAAAGGGAAAAAGGGAAAUAAGAGAUUUAGCGCGGAAAUUCGCGGAGAUCUGUGUGCGCGUUGCGAACUCGGACGAUGUAUGGCGCCACUGAUUCGACUCUCGCAAAUAAAGUUUAUCGCUCGAAUCUCUAAGGGACUAUUCUUAAAGGGGUAUCUAUGAAUGUACGUUCAGAAUCUGAUGAAUCAAGUCAUCUGAUGAAGGCAUGAAUCUAAAAAUAAUAAUGAAAAAUGCGCCGAGCGCAUUGACUGCACAUAUAGACGAGGAAAAUAGAAGAAACACUCGCAAAAAGACGAAAUCUAAGUCUUUUUUUUAUCUCUAAUAUAGAAAUGAUAUCAUUGUGACGAGAAGAUUUAAUAUCUUCUUAUCAUAUAUGUCAGACUCUUUUCCCGAAUAAAAAUUCGACGAUAAGUUUAUUCAGUGAAGGAACAGAA